This is a messenger RNA of Symbiodinium necroappetens, 1896 nucleotides long. NCBI's taxonomy places the organism in Eukaryota, Dinophyceae, Suessiales, Symbiodiniaceae. The record is from the annotation of a GenBank genome assembly.
AUGAUGCUGUCGGCGACAUCUGGAAUGGUUACCGAACGAGGUGGCGUUGGCUUCACAUUGCAUCGGUCGGAGACAGUUGCCCAGUCUGCUGGGCAGUUGGAUCGCAAGAACUCUGCAGCAUCAUCGCGGGCUCGGGGACGAUCGUCAGGCUUUGCUUGCAAGCACAAUGUGGGCUACAAGCCCUUGGGCGCGCCGGUGACAUCAGAAAGAGUCGUCGAGAUGCAGAACUCAUCCUUCGCCAACAUGGAGAAGAUCCAGCAAUCUGUUGGGCAGGAUACCAGCUCGCAUCAGGAAAAGAAAGACAAGGAGCGCAAAGGCCGCAAGGAACAGAAAGUGGAAGCUCGGAGUCUGUCGGAUUCGCGAGAUUUCAAGGAUGAAGAGGCUGCCGCAGAAGGUUUGGAGGCCGACUCCACAGGAAUGCAAAGCCUUUCCCGCCUUCCCCAUGCACUCUAUGGGAAAGACCUGCCCCGUUGUGGACAAGCCCAGGAACGGCAAGAGAAAGAUGGCUUCAAGGAGCUGAAAGUGCACAUCAAAAGCUCAUCUCGAAGGGUCGAGCUCGUGAGGAUUGACGCAGAUGCUGCCUACGCGGCACGGAGCGACAACGCGAAGUUGGCACUGGCCACCUCGAGACACUGGGCAAAAGCUUCACCGGAUACUGGAAGUGGAGGUGUGUUCCUGACGUCCUUGGAAGCUCCCCAGUCAGCUCGGGAGAGAAGACAGCUACCCAAGGCCUCUCCAAAGCGGGCGACGUGGUUGCCAUCCCUGUCCGAAUACUUGGCGAAUGGUGCUGGGCUCCAGGCAUCAGAGCGGGCCGAACUUGCCGACGUGGGAACGACCCACAAGAUCGCCGCAGAGCUUCUUCCCUUGCCAAAAGGCACACGACCAAACUAUGGCAGCCUAUUUCUGCUUGACGAGGGAAAAGCUGGCUCGAAAGAUUUCAAAGACCGCUUAAAGGAGCACCGAAAACUUUGGGAAAAAGAUCUUGCUGGUGCAUGGAAGGAGAAAGCAUUUUAUCAAAGGUGUCAACCAUUUGUUGCACCGAAAGAUGCCGAGGAGAUGCGCCAGCGCUGCCACGGGAACGAUUACAUGCAGGCCGCCAUUGAACGCCACGUGAAAGAUUUGGAAUGCCACCUCAAAGACUCCGGAGAAGCGCCACGGGGAGCCAACGACGAGCCGAAGGGCCUGCCUGCUACAGCUGCCACGAUCAAAGUGGACGUGGAUGCGAAUGGCAUGCCCGGCCCAUCCGCACCCACAAGCCCAGCGCAGGAUGCCACGUUGCAGGAGAAGCGUCGAGCAGAUGCCGAUGACGAUCAGCGGAUAAGUGAGCCGGUGAAGCUGGUGGCUGCUCGCUCAAGAAAUCAUGCGAUUCAUCAGAAGGCCCUCGCUCAGCUGCGUGAGCCAGAUCGGCAGAAGAAUUCGCUUAUCCUGCGGCAACAACUGAAGGAAUACCAGGAAAAGCGGGACGAGGCACGCAAGAAUUUGCAGGAGACUCUGGAAAGUCAAGCGGAGUCAAGGAUCGUAUCCCUCGAAGCUCCUACGAGGAAAUCCUUGGCGUCUGACGUCGAACCCAGUGAUGGACAACAGCAUCAGUGGUACCGCUCCCUUCUUGAACAGAUCCGGACAGAGCUGGCGACAGCAGAUGUCCCUAAGGCUAUGUACAUGUUGCUGGACUCGGUGAAGACAGUGCUAGACGAAGGAGAUGAAUUUGAAGCCGACGACUUCUGGCAGUGCAUUUCUGAGCUGCGAGCUGACGAUGUGACUUUUGCCAUGGCAUCCCUGCUAGGAUCAGUGAUUCAUGGCGUGGGUGGUUUGACUGGUCCUUCAGUGGUGCGAGCUUUGCAGCAGCAGUGUGGCAAGUUGAAUCCGGGGGUGGCCGACGUGCUAAACGCACAGUAG